ACGUUGCGCGCACUCGUUCGAUUUCGAAACCGGAAGUGAACGACACUCGUGUGCUGUUUUACAGCUUGUUAUGACGUUCCUCUUAUGCAGAUGUGGUAAAACCGUGGGCUUCUUGAGCAGCAUUCUAGUUCUGAUAGCAGCCGUUUUACAUUAUUUUGCGUAUCCAGAGACGAUAGCGUGUCCAAGAAUGGCGAGUAAUAUGAGGACGCUGGAGGAGGCUUUCCGGGAGAAGAAUAAAACCUGUUUCGUCCUGGGCGCCUCUGGGGAAACGGGCAAGCAGCUGCUGAAAGAGCUUGUGGAUCGAAAGAUCUUUUCCAAGAUUACCCUGAUAGGGAGACGACAGCUGACCUUUGAGGACAAAGCUUAUGAAAGCGUGAUCCAGGAAGUUGUAGAUUUUGAGAACCUAGAUAAUUUUGCUUCAGCGUUUCAUGGUCACGAUGUAGGAUACUGCUGCCUGGGAACCACUAAAGCCAAAUCAGGGGCUGAUGGUUUUGUUCGAGUCGAUCACGACUACGUGUUAAAAUCAGCGGAGCUAGCCAAGGCUGGUGGCUGCUCCCACUUCGUCCUGGAGUCCUCCGCACAGGCUGACAAAACAAGUGCCUUCCUUUACACGAGAGUCAAGGGUCAAGUGGAAGCAGAUAUUCAGGAAUUGAAAUUUGAAAGGUACUCCAUCUUCAGACCUGCAGUGCUUUUGGUUGAUCGCCAGGAGUCGCGACCAGCAGAGUGGCUUGCCAGAAAGUUCUUUGCCGGAUGCUCCUACUUUUCCCCCGGUUUUAUGUCCAUACCCGUUAAGUAUGUGGCCAAAGCUAUGGUGGCCAACACGCUCAAUGAGGAAGGAAAAAGCGCGGAGAUUCUUGAGAACAAGGAUAUCUACAACCUAGGAAAAUGUGCUGAAUAAUGAAAUGAUUGCAUUCAGUACAAGUAAAACUUUUGGUGCCUUUUCUGUAAAUGUAAUUGCAUAGAAAAGGUAUAUCGGGGGUAAUACAGAAGAGUGGACAACAAAUGGAAUCAACACUGAAAACGUUUCUUGAUCUUUUAAAAUGUUAUCGUGACUUUUUUUAUUAAGAAAUUAAUUAUUAUAGUCAUUUUUCUGCCCACCUCAAAGAUAGCAUGCGCACUUCUGUGGAUGCCUGUUACACAGCAUUUACACACUAAUGUUCAUGGUGGCAUAUUUAUAAGGUGCAUAUACAGGUAGUAGCCAAUCAGUUUCCACCACCCAGGGGAUGGAACCUCUGAUUGGAUGGGAGUGGUUCAGGCUGCAUAAACCUGCAAUUGCUUUUAUGGUUUUUUUUUUCGUUUGAUGAUGAAUGUAUUUCAUUGUGUGGAUUGAGACAUAUCUGUAUAUAACAACGUUAUUAUGUAUAUUCCUGUAACGUUUUAUAUUGUGGCAUUUUUUAACAUAAGAGAAAUUAAAGUCUAAAUGAACUUUUUGCGCAUA
Messenger RNA from Brienomyrus brachyistius, 1438 nucleotides. It is a transcript of the gene htatip2, whose product is annotated as HIV-1 Tat interactive protein 2. Gene Ontology annotation, biological process: import into nucleus. Lineage: Eukaryota; Metazoa; Chordata; Actinopteri; Osteoglossiformes; Mormyridae. The record is from RefSeq and is a predicted model, not a curated record. The coding region runs from base 71 to 898 and encodes 275 amino acids. Gene Ontology annotation, cellular component: cytoplasm. The transcript has 6 exons.